GUCUUUAACCGCCUCAUAAUCAACAACACAAUCUCUAAAGACUUCCAGUACAUCCGCGACAUUUCUGGCAAUGCCGGGCUGUACAAUGACCUCUGGCAGAAGUCGUUCCCCAUCUUCGGCCCCGAGAACGAAAACGUCACUUGUGGUCGCGGUGCUUUCCCCGUUCACAACUCCAACACCAUUGAGACCGCCACGAUCCUUGCCGGUGACAAUGUUGGCUUCAUGGUUUCAGGUCCAUACUACGAGGGCGAUUCGCAGCCGUAUAUCUUCCAUGAAGGCCCAGGACAGGUGUUCCUGUCAAAGCUACCGAAUGAUUUGAAGAGCCUAAACGACUAUGAUGGGAAAGGAAAUUUCUUCAAGAUUGCAUAUGCGGGACCA
This is a messenger RNA of Cucurbitaria berberidis CBS 394.84, 378 nucleotides long. RefSeq names its product lytic polysaccharide monooxygenase. The record is from RefSeq and is a predicted model, not a curated record. The annotation marks the transcript as partial. NCBI's taxonomy places the organism in Eukaryota, Fungi, Ascomycota, Dothideomycetes, Pleosporales, Cucurbitariaceae. The transcript has a single exon.